GGGAGGGCGGCGGAGCGGGCCCUACGUGCUGACGCUAAUUGUAUAUGAGCGCGAGCGGCGGGCUCUCGGGUCUUUUUUAGCGCCAUCUGCUCGCGGCGCCGCCUCCUUCUCCUCCCGCUGCCGCUGCUGCCCUGAGUCACUGCCUGCGCAGCUCCGGCCGCCUGGCUCCCCGUACUAUCCGCCGAUUUACAGAAAAGUUGUAGAGAUUGUUCAGCGAGUUGCCAUAUGUUCCUUACUCAGUUUCUCCUAAUGUUGACAUCUUGCAUUACAAUGGUAUUUGGAGAUCUUAACAACAUGGCAGACAUUGACAACAAAGAACAGUGUGAACUUGAUCAAGAUUUGGAUGAUGUUGAAGAAGUAGAAGAAGAAGAAACUGGUGAAGAAACAAAAAUCAAAGCGCGUCAGCUGACUGUUCAGAUGAUGCAAAAUCCUCAGAUUCUUGCAGCCCUUCAAGAAAGACUUGAUGGUCUGGUAGAAACACCAACAGGAUACAUUGAAAGCUUGCCUAGGGUAGUUAAAAGACGAGUGAAUGCUCUCAAAAACCUUCAAGUUAAAUGUGCACAGAUAGAAGCCAAAUUCUAUGAGGAAGUUCAUGAUCUUGAAAGGAAGUAUGCUGCUCUCUAUCAGCCUCUAUUUGACAAGCGAUUUGAGAUUAUUAAUGCAAUUUAUGAACCUACGGAAGAAGAAUGUGAAUGGAAACCAGAUGAAGAAGACGAAAUUUCUGAGGAGCUAAAAGAAAAGGCCAAGAUUGAAGAGGAGAAAAAGGAUGAAGAAAAAGAAGAUCCCAAAGGAAUUCCUGAAUUUUGGUUGACUGUUUUUAAGAAUGUUGACUUGCUCAGUGAUAUGGUUCAGGAACAUGAUGAACCUAUUCUGAAGCACUUGAAAGAUAUUAAAGUGAAGUUUUCAGAUGCCGGCCAGCCAAUGAGUUUUGUCUUAGAAUUUCACUUUGAACCCAAUGAAUAUUUCACAAAUGAAGUGUUGACAAAGACAUAUAGGAUGAGGUCAGAACCAGAUGAUUCUGAUCCCUUUUCUUUUGAUGGACCAGAAAUUAUGGGUUGUACAGGGUGCCAGAUAGACUGGAAAAAAGGAAAGAAUGUCACUUUGAAAACCAUUAAGAAGAAGCAGAAACAUAAGGGACGUGGGACAGUUCGUACUGUGACUAAAACAGUUUCCAAUGACUCUUUCUUUAAUUUUUUUGCGCCUCCUGAGGUUCCUGAGAGUGGAGAUCUGGAUGAUGACGCUGAAGCUAUCCUUGCUGCGGACUUUGAAAUCGGUCACUUUUUACGUGAACGUAUAAUCCCAAGAUCAGUGUUAUACUUCACUGGAGAAGCUAUUGAAGAUGAUGACGAUGAUUAUGAUGAAGAAGGUGAAGAAGCGGAUGAGGAAGGGGAAGAAGAAGGAGAUGAGGAAAAUGAUCCAGACUAUGACCCGAAGAAGGAUCAAAACCCAGCAGAGUGCAAGCAGCAGUGAAGCAGGAUGGUCUGCCUUCUGCUUCCCUGGAAAGGAUGAAUUUACAUCUUUUGUCAAGCCUAUUUCAAGUUUUUUGUUGUUGGUUGGUUGUUUGCUUGUUUUUGUUUUUGCAGCCUAAAAUAAAAUUGUCAAAUACACUUUUAGUUCUUAAAAGAUAAUGUCUUAAUUUUGUACUAAUUCAGGUAGAAGCAGAGGCCUAGUUUGAAUUAAGGGUUGUACCCAUUUUACCAAAUUACUGAAGAAAAGGGUACCAACUUUAGAAGAGGUACUACAUCUAUUAAGAAGCAAGUGUUAAAAAUAUAAAGGACAAAAUCUUAAAUGACGUGAUGGUUUUUUAAAAAGAAAAAUUUAAAAAGUUAAAUUUAAUUUUCUUUCAGUUUAGAACUAGAGAGAAGGCCCCAAGCCUCUAUGGUAUAUACUAAUUCUUACUGCUUAAAGUAUGUCAUUUACCCAUGUUUCUGUUUACUAUGUGUUAAAAUGGGUAGUACUGUUUACCUAACUACCUCACAGAUGUGUUAAGGCUUAUUAAGUUAAAUCUCAUGAAAUGUUUCUCAGUCUCAUUAAAAGUUCAAGAUUUUGGGCCUUUUUGUAAUACAAGUGUUAUAUUCAGCAUCUUAUUCAUACCAUGCUUUGAUAAUUAAACUGGAAAACAAAGGUUAAGUAUAAGUACCUCUAUUCUGGAUCUGGGCAGGCAACACUCUUGCAGAUCUUUGUGUGGCUCUGGGUGGAUGAACUAUUUCAAAAGGUCCAAGGAUUUUUUUUCAGAUAUUUUUGAUGAUCAUACUGUAGUAAAUACUGUAGGGAUCAUGGGAAUAAAGUGGAAAUAUGACCAUUUUUGGAAAAAAAUGCCAUUAAAUUUGAGACUGGAGAGCCACAUUUAAAAUACCUCAGGCUAAUUACUGUUAAUUUUUUGGGAUGGACUUUUUUUUGAUAGUGAGGGUGGACUAAGUGGAUUAUAAUUAGAGUAAGGUCUAGAGUUCUUGCUCUUAAUAAAAUAACAUUGAAUUCAUGUUUAGAGGUGAUAGAGCUUCCUUUUUGAAAAGGUAGCAUAAAGGUUUUAGAAUGUGAACACAUAUUGUUAUUUGUGUAGUGUUAUCCAUUCCUCUACUGAGAUUUUUAACUUACUACUGGAAAUCCUUAACCAAUUAUAAUAGUUUUUUUCCUCUUUAUUUUCAAAAUGAUUUUGGUUGCUUUGAUUAGAUGUUCUGUGCUGGUUUUUAUUUUAUUUUUUGUAACCAUAGCUCAUCUAAACACACCUUUUUCUGAACUUGAAAAUUUUUUUAUCUAAAGAUAGAAUCCCAUUUUUAAUGAACUUAAAGUAGCAAAGUCACUAUUUUUUUCAUUCCUUUAGGAAAUAGCUCUUGCCAAAGUGAAGGGGUAGAUAAUAUUGAGUCUUGUUAUAUAAUGGGGAUGUGGUUUGCAGCAGGAUUUCAUUAUGGUUGGAGUUUCAAGGGAUGUCAGUGUUUAUGCGAUUUCUCCAGUUCCAAAAUAGUUCUAUUCCAUUCUAGAAGUCUGAAGUAUGUAAUUUGAAAUCCUUAAUAAAAUUUGGAUUUAAUUUUAUAAAA
Messenger RNA from Microcebus murinus (gray mouse lemur), 3035 nucleotides. The record is from RefSeq and is a predicted model, not a curated record. Lineage: Eukaryota; Metazoa; Chordata; Mammalia; Primates; Cheirogaleidae.